AACCAGGAAAAUGACAGGGAAUUGACCUAAAGGCUAAAUGGAAGGAUAUAUAGUUACCAAGUGAGUAAUUCAAGAUUAUACUGAAGUCAUCACUACCAGGGGGAGUAACCAUACCACAGUAGGAAAAAUACCAACAAUUAGCUUUAUUCUACAGUAAUCAAGCAGAUUGUGGACAAGAUGUGGAUCCAGACGGAGACGUUGAUGAAACAGCUUGGAAACCCAGGGCGGUAUCAAGUAGUGAUAUUCUUUCUGCUAGCCUUUAACUACAAUUCGAUAACCUUCAAUCACCUUGUGAUGGCUUUCUAUGGUUCUACUCCUUCACAUUUCUGUAUUAAUCCAGCUCUUCAGCCUCCCCAAUCUCCAUCAGAGCAGUCCUCAAACCAACAGUCAUGGGUAGCCGACAACAGGUAUAGUGUGGCUAAUCGGACCAUUACUAGUGUGAAGUAUGAUCAAUGUGGCAGUGUUUACUAUCUAAAGGGUGGAGCUAACGUGUCUGUUGACUGUACAACAGAUGUCACCAGCGAGUGGGUCUACAUGAAGAACUCACGGGAGUCUACUAUAGUAACAGAGUGGGAUUUGGUGUGUGACUCGUCUUUCCUGGCAAAGGUGGCCACGACAGUGUAUUUCUGUGGUGUGAUGGUGGGAGGACUAGUGUUUGGUAUUCUAGCAGACAAACUUGGCCGAAAACCUGUGAUGUUGAUCACCCUGUAUGUUCCCAUCCUCAUCGGUAUUGGCAUCUCUUUCGCCAACAGUUACCAUCUCUUCCUCAUCCUUAGGUUCUUCCAGGGUGCAUUCAUGCAGGGUCUGCAGACAUCUACCUUCGUCCUUGCUAUGGAGUUGUUCUUGCCCCAGUACAGAGGUGUAGCUGGAGCAGUACUGGAGUUGUGUUGGGGUAUUAAUGUGGUGACGCUAGCAGGGGUUGCUUACCUGUUUCAGUCCUGGCGGUACAUCCAGCUGGCUAUAACUCUACCCAGCCUCCUGACUCUUCCCUACUUUUGGCUGAUUCCUGAAUCACCACGUUGGCUGCUGACAAGACACCGAUUCAAAGAGGCGGAGAAAUGGAUAAGUAAGAUGACCAAGUACAACAAACUGGAAUACCCGUCCCAAAUGAUGGAGGAUAUCAAGCUCCAUCUGGACAAAAGUGAGGCUACGUCUGCACGUCAGUACACAUUCUUGGACUUGGUCGCCACACCCAGAAUCAGGACUCGCAGCUUCGUACUGUUUUACCUCUGGUUUGCCGUAGCCGUUGGUUACUAUGGGCUUUCCUUCAGUGUGACAAGUCUCCCUGGCAACAAAUAUUUUAACUUUGCUACUGGUGGAUCAGUUGAGUUGGUGGCCUACAUCCUGGUGGUGAUCAUCAUUCAAUGCUUUGGAAGAAGGAGGUCACUGGCGGCUUUCUUCAUGGUAGGAGCAUUGUCUUGUAUAACUGCUGGUAUCCUGUCAUUCUUCAGUGAGCAAGGAAGCAUGAUGUCGCAAUUCUCCACUGGUUUUGCUGUAUUUGGAAAGUUUGGUAUGGGCGGUGUGUUCAGUCUGACCUUCCUGUACACCUCCGAGCUGUACCCCACUGUCAUAAGAAACAUUGGAAUGGGGAGCUGUGCAUUCUGGGCCCGUUUUGGUGGAGUAGUGGCGCCACUUGUCCUUAUGCUGGGGGAUGUUACCCACAAGUCUAUAUCUGUUGUUGUGUUUGGUUCAAUCACAUUGAUUGCCGGAUUCAUGACCCUUCUUCUCCCAGAAACUCUUGGACAAAAACUUCCUGAUACUAUCGGGGACACAGAGAGUCUUCGUAAUUACAGACAUGACCAGGAGGAGGAUGUUGCAUUGAAACAGGCGCUGGCGCCCCAGGGUGACGAAGUCAUUAACAUGACUGACAAGUUGAGAACCGAUGUGUCUGUACAUGACACUACCAAACAUUGAGCUUGUUAUUGGUUUGCUUCUUACUGAAUUAUGCUUUGUUUUUACACUGGAAUGUUGAUCUGAGAAAUUUGCUUUUAAAAGUUUUAUUUUGUAGUUGUUAUACUUUACAAGUGUGAAAUGAAGAAAUGUUUCUUUGCAAGGUAGAUUCAAUCACUCUCUGUUCAACUUGAUUUGAAAUUUGAAAGAGAUAAAUGCUUUAUUGAUAUUGAAAAGAGUGACUGAUUAUUAAAAAGUUAUAACUAGUAGUGCAUUACCUUUAGAUUACUAAUGUCACUGAUCAUUUUUAUGAUGUGCAAGAUUUUUAGUUCUAGCUCUCAGUUAUGAUGUCUUAUGGUGUUUCAAAAAGUUGAUUUCAGUGGUAAUUUUUGAAAAUAAUUAACAAAUUACCCCCAUUGAAACUUCAGACCACUUCAGGAUAUUGUUUUGUUGAUAUCUUCUCAGCAUCAGAUUGAUGAAUCAACUUUAUUGAAUAUCAUUCCUGAAUGGAUUUUAGUAUUUUAUUUAAAUGUAUAGCCAGGAAGAGAUCAAAUUGAUUUCAAACUGAAAAUAUAUAGAUUUAAAAUUCAGCAAAAUAAUUACAUGACAAACAUAUGCAUUAUAUUUUUUUAAACUAUAGUUAAGUAUAUUUGUCCCAGUUUGUAGUUCCUGUGCUAGUAUUGUUUUAUUUUUAAUUGUAAAUAUGUAUCAUCAUUAUAUAUAUAUAUACUUUUCUGCGCUGUUCUGGGGAAGUGUGUACUGCUGUUAUAGAUGCGUAACAGUAUUAGGAUAAGUAACCGUUUAUAUCUAACCAUACAAAAAUCCUGCAACCAUUUUACGGUUAACACGAUAAUGAAGCCUAUUUAGAUGAUUUAUUGUGGUCUGGUAUGAUGUUCGGUUGUCACUUUGCUGUUCGAUCAUAACAGUAGUACCUUCUUCUUUUUAAAAAAACAAAGCUUUAAAAAACCAAAAUAUAAAGAAGUAGCCAGUUUUUGUGUGGUGCAGACCUAAUGAUAAAUAAUGUGCUUUACGGGGCUGCUAAUGAGCAUCAGUAGAUUAUAGGAGGUUUUGUUACUGGUCUGAUUCUUGUCAAUCAUUAGUGACUAGACAGACUGGUUAAUGGA
Ylistrum balloti is the source of this 3014-nucleotide messenger RNA. Its product is annotated as organic cation transporter protein-like. The transcript is spliced from 10 exons. Gene Ontology annotation, biological process: transmembrane transport. The record is from RefSeq and is a predicted model, not a curated record. Gene Ontology annotation, molecular function: transmembrane transporter activity. The coding region runs from base 178 to 1914 and encodes 578 amino acids. Gene Ontology annotation, cellular component: membrane. Lineage: Eukaryota; Metazoa; Mollusca; Bivalvia; Pectinida; Pectinidae.